AGAUUUUAAUGAUGUUUGGUUAAAUUUCAGUUGUGUAGAUUGUCAUCAGAACACCUAUUACGUCAGUGUAAAUAUCUACUGAGAAAGUACAAGUUUCAGGAGCUGGCGGAACACAAUCCCCACACUGCCAUGUUGUACCUACAGAAUGAUCUAGCCAGUAUUGUCGAUCACAAAAAUAAAAAAGAACGGGAAGAGUUUGAGUCCCUGGCUACAACUUUGUUCCAGAGCCCUGAGGAUGAAAUAGAAGGAAAUGAAGAGGCAAUUUUGGUAGAUACUAGUGAACAUCACAUGGCUAGGACGGAACUAUUCGACCAGUUAGUGGCCUUUUUCCCUGAGCACAUGUCUCAGCCUAAAGGAAAUCUUGUGGACCUUAUUCCUCUGACCUGAUAUUCUGCUGUGUGGUUUAUAUAUAAAUGGCAUCCCCAGUCCCUAAAAUAAAAAUGUUGGAAUGAAAUUAACUGUUUGCUACAUUUUAGCUUACCUGUGCCAAAAAUUUACUAUUAUACAGCUACUGUACUUAUGAAAGAGUGGCGAGGUACAUGUGUAUACUUUGCUAAAAAGUAACAAGCAUACAGUGUACUCUAGAAUGUUAAUUUAAAAAAUAAUGAUAAGCUUUUACUAUUCUAAUCGUUCUGUUUUUUAUACAUGUAUAUGGGUGUAUGACCAUUAUAAUGUCUUCAUACAUGUUAAGAAUUUUUAUUGUUAGUAAAAUCAUUUGUUGAUUUAAUGAUAUAACUACAAGAAAGUGAUGUAUUAUUAAAGUAUUACCAACCAGUCAUUAUAGGAAGUAUAGAAUAAUUACUGUUGCAUAAUCUAGUACAUGUAUUUUAAUUCUUCCAAUUUAAUUUAUUGACUGAUGUGUUUAUUGACUAAAUACAAAUAUAGUACACUAUUGUACUUGUAAAUAUAUGUUGUAUAAAUCUGUACAGAAUUCAUGGAUGUAUAUCAAUAAAAUUUAUCAAAGUACUGCAACAGUACUUUUCAAUCUAAAAUGUAUUACCUUUUUUCUUAAAAUUGGGACGUUGAAACCUUGUACAAUCUAUCUAUUAUAUCGAGAGUGGCUCAGAUAUAAUAUUCUACGAAACAAUUGAAUAAUAAAAUACGUCUCCUGUUAUGUAAAUUAUCCCACGUUUCCAACUAUCGUUGAUGCCCUGGAAUACCGAACAAACUAGACAGUGAUUGUGAAAUACCCUCUUCCACUGGCUUAUUUCAUUUUAUACAUCCCUUUACAAAGAUAUUGAUUUAACAGAGACUUUG
Molecule: messenger RNA, 1257 nt
Organism: Saccostrea cuccullata (small rock oyster)
Lineage: Eukaryota; Metazoa; Mollusca; Bivalvia; Ostreida; Ostreidae
Product: muskelin-like
Exons: 3
Coding region: 130-387 (85 amino acids)
Cellular component (GO): cytoplasm
Source: RefSeq, a predicted model, not a curated record